AUAUUGACAUUCAUUGCAUUCGCAUCACAUAAUAUAAUAUAAUGUGUGUAUAUAAAUAAGUAUAAGUAUAUAGGUUUACAUGAAAAAAUCAUUUGUACAUACACAUAAUUUGUACACAUUUUUUGUAACUAAACAAUGUUGACAAUUAUCGUACAAAUUAUUGUACAAGUAGCACCCUGUGUGUUUACAAUAAAGUCAAAAUAAAAUGUACCACGUAGUACGUAUGUUUGAUUGGCCGUCCAGAGACCUACUGGCGGCGGUAAGGCCUAAGCAGCUGAAGGAGAGAACCACUGAGGUGGAGAGACAUGACUUCGCUGGUGGACCCGACGAGCCUUCCGCCAAUGAAAACCACCGGCAGUGGGGUGGCGCCGUUGGCGUGGCCCAUGACGGCGGUGAGGGUGACCUCAAUGUCCUUGCCGUCGCGGUGGUCGGCGUCGAGGUGGUGGACGUGUGGCUUAACUCCGAGGUUGUGGAAGAGGACGUUAACGGCGUAGCAAAGGCAACAUUCGGUGUUGCUAAAGAUCACCACGCCGUGUUCUGCCGUCAGCCUCUCCACCUUCUCCAUCCGGCCUAGAAUUUUUAUUACUCACCGAUAGAGUUGUGGGUGAGGAUGGUAAGAUCGAUGGGAAUUGUAUACCGACCGAGUCCGGUGGAAGGAACUCUGUUUAUAUAAGAGACCCAGCUCAUUUUAGUCACAUCUACACUUUAAAAAAACAAAAAUGUUUAUG
Molecule: messenger RNA, 728 nt
Organism: Cuscuta europaea
Lineage: Eukaryota; Viridiplantae; Streptophyta; Magnoliopsida; Solanales; Convolvulaceae
Source: the annotation of a GenBank genome assembly